AUGUCAAAAAAUGAAGCCAGCUCCGAUGCGGGCAACCAAAGUGGGCAGCCCUUGCACCCGGCGUGGGAGGGUUCUAUAGAGCUACCUGCCGAAGCGCUAUCACACUUUGGACAACUUCCCGAAAAUCAGUUCACGAGAGAGUAUCAAACUUUGAAGACGAAAGAAUCUGGCCAGUCUCUACCAUUCUCGUUGCCAUUGCAGGCUGCGGGCAAUAACGUGACAGACGGAGCGCAGUGGAGUACCGAGGAGCUCAACCCCAUCAUUCCCCAUUUUGCGGACCCGGAACUGGACAGACAGAGUUCCGGUUGUUCAGUGGUCGAAGAAGGCUCUAUCCUGGGCGAAUCGGGCAGAACUUAUCACGGCUACAAAGAUGGCACCUCUGGCUACCUUUUACCCAAUGACGCCGCGGAGCAGGACCGCCUCGACUUCCAGCACGCCAUGAUGGCUCAUCUCUGGGACGGCCGGCUGGUGCUGGCUCCCCUGCCCCGAGCACCAAGAUUGGCGCUCGACGUUGCGACGGGCACGGGUAUCUGGGCGCUCGAGUUUGCCCGUGCCAAUCCCACUUCCUUUGUCGUCGGCACGGAUCUAAGCAAGAUCCAGCCUACCCCAGACGUGCCCAAUUGCCUCUUUGAGAGAAUGGACGCCGAGGACGAUUGGCUGUGGACCUACAAGUUUGACUAUAUCCACGUCCGAAUGAUCUUGGCCGCCAUCCGAGACGCCAAACGUCUACUGCAGCAAGCCUUUGAUGCAUUGAGUCCCGGUGGUUGGAUUGAACUUCAGGAUGCCGGAAUGGACCUCCGCAGUGAGGAUGGGCCGCAAAGCGAUGACCGUGUUGCGACUUCUUAUCUCAGGCAGUGGUUCGAUCUGCUUGCCAAGGGGGCAGCAUUGCACGGAAUCGACCCCUACAAAACCGAGCAUUACGCCGAGUGGCUCAAGGAGAUAGGCUUCGUAGAUGUAGUGGAAGAGAAGUUCAAGGUGGCCUGUGGCCCCUGGCCUUCGGACAAGAAGGCCAAAGUGGUCGGGCAGUACAUGAGAGUCAACUAUCUCUCAGGAAUGCGAGGCGCAGGAUACAAAGCACUGCGCAGUACCGGCAUGACACCGGAAGAAGUCGAAGACUUCUUCACAGCCGCGAGAGACGAGGUCAAGAAUGGCAACAUUCGAGGAUACACACCCUGGUGA
Messenger RNA from Pestalotiopsis fici W106-1, 1179 nucleotides. RefSeq lists its product as uncharacterized. The record is from RefSeq and is a predicted model, not a curated record. The transcript is spliced from 2 exons. The coding region runs from base 1 to 1179 and encodes 392 amino acids. Gene Ontology annotation, molecular function: methyltransferase activity. NCBI's taxonomy places the organism in Eukaryota, Fungi, Ascomycota, Sordariomycetes, Amphisphaeriales, Sporocadaceae.